AUGCCUCCCCCUACCUCCCUGUUCUCCAGCCCCACCUUCCUGUUCUCCAGCCCCUGCCUCCUCUUACCUCCCUGUUCUCCAGCCCUGCCUCCUCCUACCUCCCUGUUCUCCAGCCCCACCUCCCUGUUCUCCAGCCCUACCUCCCUGUUCUCCAGCCCCACCUCCCCCUACCUCCCUAUUCUCCAGCCCUACCUCCCUCCCCUGCCUCCUCCUACCUCCCUGUUCUCCAGCCCAUGCCUCCCCCCACCUCCCUGUUCUCCAGCUCCUGCCUUCCCCUAUCUCCAAAUUCUCCAGACGAUGCCUCCCCCCACCUCCAAAUUCUCCAGACGAUGCCUCCCCCCACCUCCCUAUUCUCCAGCCCCUGCCUCCUCCUACCUCCCUAUUCUCCAGCCCAUGCCUCCCCCCACCUCCCUGUUCUCCAGCUCCUGCCUUCCCCUAUCUCCAAAUUCUCCAGACGAUGCCUCCCCCCACCUCCCUAUUCUCCAGCCCCUGCCUCCCCCCACCUCCCUAUUCUCCAGCCCAUGCCUCCUCCUACCUCCCUAUUCUCCAGCCCCAGCCUCCUCCUACCUCCCAAUUCUACAGCCCCUGCCUUCCCCUAUCUCCAUAUUCUCCAGCCCAUGCCUUCCCCCACCUCCCUAUUCUCCAGCCCAUGCCUCCCCCACCUCCCUGUUCUCCAGCCCCUGCCUCCCCCUACCUCCCUGUUCUCCAGCCCCUGCCUCCCCCCACCUCCCUGUUCUCCAGCCCCACCUCCCUGUCCUUCAGCCCCUGCCUCCCCCCACCUCCCUGUUCUUCAGCCCCUGCCUCCCUGUACCUCCCUAUUCUCCAGCCCCUGUGUCCUCCAAUCAGACGGAGUGUUGA
Molecule: messenger RNA, 858 nt
Organism: Oncorhynchus mykiss (rainbow trout)
Lineage: Eukaryota; Metazoa; Chordata; Actinopteri; Salmoniformes; Salmonidae
Source: RefSeq, a predicted model, not a curated record